Molecule: messenger RNA, 1009 nt
Organism: Chara braunii
Lineage: Eukaryota; Viridiplantae; Streptophyta; Charophyceae; Charales; Characeae
Source: the annotation of a GenBank genome assembly
UAGGAGGAGGAGAGGGCAAGGGAGGAACAAGAUCACGAUGGGUAGGAGGACGAGGAGGAGGAUGAGGAGGAGGAAGAUGACAAUCAGGAGGAAGAGGAGGAGGGGGGCAAGAAGGACGAGGACUCGAGGAGGAAGAUGGCGAUGAUGAAAAGUGGAGGAGGAGGAGGAGGAGGAGGAGAAGGGAGAGUCUUUGGCUAUGGGCGAAGGAGGAGGAGGAGGAAGAAGAUGGCGAUGAGGAAGGAUGAGAGGAGGAAGGAGGAGGACGAUGAGGAGAGAGAGAAAAAACAUCGUGAUGGAGGACGAGAAAGAUGAGGAGGAGGAGGAUGAGGAGGAUGGAGUUAAGGAGGAGGAGGAGGAGGAAGAUGUCAAUGAGGAGGAGGAGGAGGAAGAUGGCGAUGGUGAGGAAGAGGAUGGCAAUGGGGAGGAGGAGGAGGAAGAUGGCGAUGGGGAGGAAGAGGAUGGCGAUGGGAAGGAGGAGGACGAAGAUGGCAAUGAGUAUGACGAGGAGGAGGAGGAGGAAUAUGGCGAUGAGGAGGAGGAGGAAGAUGUCAAUGAGGAGGAGGAGGACGAGGAGGAGGAGGAAGAUGGCGAUGAGUAUGAGGAAAAGGAGGAGGAGGGGGAGGAGGAGGAGAAAGGGGAGAAAGAUCGGCUAUGGGAGGAGGAGGAGGAGGAAGAAAAUGGCGAUGGAGAAGGAGGAGUAGAGGCAGGAGGAGGAAGAGGAGGAGGAGAAAGAGGAAGAAAAUCACGAUGGAGGAGGAGACAGAAGAUGAGGAGGAGGGGGAGGAUGGCAAUGAUGAUGAUGAUGAUGAUGAUGAGGAGGAGGAGGAGGUGUGUGGUUAAUUGUCUGUAAUGUAUAUUGAUGGCGUCGAAGUUCCGAGGCGGGGGUUUGGCUUUCAGUAGGUUAUCUCCGGGGUUAUAGGGGGAAAGGGUACUUUUUAUCAUAUGGACGAAAAACUAUAUAUAUUUGUUCUUUAUUAAUUAUUCUUGACAAUGAAGUGUGUAUUAUUUA